CUUGUCUCUGAUUCUUCUCUGUAAUCUGUGAUUAUUUUGUCUAUGUAUGUGAUAUGAUUUAAGUAUUCAAGAAUUUUGAGAUUUGAGACUUGAAAAACUUCUGGCAGAGCAAAGGAGUUAAACACACAAAAGAAAUUUUCAACAGAAGAAACUGCACGCUUUAAAAUGAAAAACUUGGCUGUAUUCGAUUUUGAUCACACGAUAAUUGAGUUGAAUAGUGAUGUAGUGAUAGCAUCUAUGAUUCCUGGAGGUGUACCUGAGAGUGUGAAAAAACUUCAUUGUAAUAAUGGCUGGAUAGCAUAUAUGCAAGGCGUAUUUGAUACUCUUCAUAUUCGUGGAUAUAAUCAAGAUUUUAUAAAUAAUAUUAUAAUGAAAUUGGAUCCUGUGGUUGGUAUGCUAGAUCUGAUCAAGGAACUAGUUGUUUCCUUUAAUUAUGAUGUGAUUAUUAUUAGUGAUUCUAAUUCUCAUUUCAUUGAUACUUGGUUGACCUAUAACAAUUUGAAAAAACAUAUACUUGAGGUUUUUUCAAACCCUGCUGUAUUUGAGGGUGAUCUCUUGAAAAUUAAACCAUACCACUUACAAGAUUAUUGUAAUUUAAGCAGUAAGAAUUUAUGCAAGGGACAAAUUCUACAAGAUUUCAUUACACAACAAAAAAAGGAUGGAAACAUUUACAAUAGAAUUUUAUAUGCUGGUGAUGGUGCGAAUGACUUGUGCCCAAUUUUGAGAUUGAAGAAUUGUGAUCAUGCUUUUGUCAGAAGUAGAUAUAAAUUAGAAGAAUUGAUUGAAAAAGUUAAUAAUGGUGAAAUUAAAGAUAAAUCAGUCUUUCAGAUGUAAUUUUUGAAACCAAAAUAUCAAACAGAAUCUAUAUCCAGCCGUUGUUGGUUCCAGAGUGAUUUAUACUCAGCAACACAUUCUGAUUAAUAUUUUUGUAUAUGAAAAAUCAAAUGGUACUUUUAAAUUUCAAGCUAUGCAGAUAGUUCAACAGCCACAUUUUUCUGGAAUGUAUUAAAUUGUAACAUUUAGAUAUUUGUCAUUUUCAAUGACUUCGUCUUCAAGUUUUUAGUUAAUUUAUUAUGAAAAAUUUUCGAUGAAAAUAGAAUAAUUGUGUAUUGAUUU
Coccinella septempunctata (seven-spotted ladybird) is the source of this 1116-nucleotide messenger RNA. RefSeq names its product probable phosphatase phospho2. The record is from RefSeq and is a predicted model, not a curated record. Gene Ontology annotation, molecular function: phosphatase activity. The transcript is spliced from 2 exons. Bases 166 to 834 code for a protein of 222 amino acids. NCBI's taxonomy places the organism in Eukaryota, Metazoa, Arthropoda, Insecta, Coleoptera, Coccinellidae.